AUGCGUCUCGCCUCCUUUUCAUGGGCGAUACCAGCUUGCCGGCACUUUGCCACUGUUGCAAGCUCAGGACGCCCUCAUGUUCCUCAAACAGUGAUUGAGAAGGUCGUCCAGAAAUAUGCUGUAGGUCUGCCUCCUGGAAAGGUUGUCAGAGCAGGCGACUAUGUAAUGAUUAAACCGGAACAUGUAAUGACACACGAUAAUACUGGUCCCGUUAUAUCGAAAUUCAACUCAAUUGGCGCAACACGAAUACACGACCCAAAGCAGCCAGUCUUCACUCUCGACCAUGAUGUACAGAACAAGUCGUCCAAGAAUUUGGCAAAAUAUGCGUCAAUAGAAGCAUUUGCACGAAAGCAUGGUUUGGAUUUCUAUCCCGCCGGACGGGGUAUCGGACAUCAAGUUCUUGUUGAAGAAAGCUAUGCGUUCCCGCAAACUCUGACAGUUGCAAGUGACAGCCACAGCAAUAUGUAUGGUGGUGUUGGUUGCGUUGGGACACCGAUUGUUCGAACUGAUGCCGCCGCCAUCUGGGCAACAGGAAAAACAUGGUGGCAGGUGCCUCGAAUGGUCAAAGUCGAACUACGCGGAUCACUCUCUCCUGGUGUUACAGGGAAAGACGUGAUCGUUGCACUCUGCGGAUCAUUCAACAAGGAUGAGGUGCUAAAUGCCGCAAUCGAGUUCUCCGGCGAUGGUAUUUCUUGCCUCUCUGUCGAUGACAGAUUAACAAUCUCAAACAUGACAACGGAAUGGGGAGCGCUUGUAGGAGCCUUCCCUGUUGAUGACACUUUGUUUGAUUGGUACGAUAGCGCCUUGAAGAAACUGGAACUCCGUACUUUCGCGUCUGGGCUAUCCUCGUCUAUCCCGGCACCUCCUGAUCAUCCACGUCUAAACAGACGGAGGCUAGACUCUCUAAAAGCGGCACCACUUCGUUCCGACCCUGGCGCUUCGUAUUCGUCGCACUUAGUCUUUGAUCUCUCGACUCUCGUUCCUCACGUCUCAGGUCCGAACACGGUAAAAGUUUCUACACCCUUACCAGAUCUUGAAUCAAAACGAAUAGGCAUCCAGAAGGCAUACUUAGUCAGCUGCACGAACUCGCGUGCUUCUGACAUUGCCGCGGCUGCCGAAGUGCUGAAAGGGCAUAAGGUAGCGCCCGGAGUUGACUUCUACAUUGCCGCGGCGAGUUCUGUGGUGCAACAGGAAUCAGAAAAGCAAGGAGACUGGGAUGCCCUUGUCUCUGCAGGCGCCAAAGUCCUUCCUGCUGGUUGUGGUCCAUGUAUAGGUUUGGGUACCGGACUUCUAGAAGAAGGCCAAGUUGGCAUCAGUGCUACGAAUAGAAAUUACAAGGGACGCAUGGGCCAUCCGAAGGCAUUGGCUUACCUAGCUAGUCCCGCCGUUGUGGCAGCAAGCGCAGCAAAGGGCUUCAUCUGCGGACCGGAUUCACUUGACCCAUCUCGUCUUCCGCCCAGUGGUGCGCCGACCUUCUCAAUUGUGGACGUACCUGAGUCGUCGGGCAAAGCUGCCAGCUCAGAUUCGGCCAACGAACCUCUUCUUCCAGGCUUCCCUUCCAAGUUCUCGGGACCCUUAGUUUUCGCUCCGCAAGACAACCUGAACACCGACGGGAUCUAUCCUGGUAAGUAUACUUACGAAGACGAUAUCACACUCGAGCGUCAAGCCCAAGUCGUCAUGGAGAACUACGACCCAUCUUUUGCCAGUACUGUAUCAAGUCUUCUCAAAAACUGCGCUCUGGCCGAGGAUAAGGAGACCGAGACCAAGAAAGGCGUCGUGCUUAUUUCUGGGUACAACUUCGGAACAGGCUCCUCUCGCGAGCAAGCCGCAACUGCGCUCAAAGCAGCGGGUAUCCCACUCGUCGUCGCCGGCUCGUUCGGCGACAUUUUCAAACGCAAUGCCAUCAACAACGGACUCGUAUGUAUGGAAUGUCCCAUGCUCGUUGCUGAUCUCACGCGCGAAUUCGCAAAGGACGCGAAGCGUGGUACGGGAGGAAUAAAUGGAGAGAUGACCGUUGUUCCGAAGUUUGAGAUUGAGGUUGAUAUGGCGAGUGGGAAAGUCAUCGUUACGAGGAGCGAUGGGUCGACGAAGACGUAUAAUGUUCGCCCGGUUGGCCCGAGUGUACAAGAACUGUGGUUGUGUGGUGGGUUGGAAGGAUAUGUCCUCAAAUCUAUCAAGGAGAGUCCCUAG
Fomitiporia mediterranea MF3/22 is the source of this 2190-nucleotide messenger RNA. Its product is annotated as homoaconitase. The transcript has 2 exons. Bases 1 to 2190 code for a protein of 729 amino acids. The record is from RefSeq and is a predicted model, not a curated record. NCBI's taxonomy places the organism in Eukaryota, Fungi, Basidiomycota, Agaricomycetes, Hymenochaetales, Hymenochaetaceae. Gene Ontology annotation, molecular function: homoaconitate hydratase activity; 4 iron, 4 sulfur cluster binding. Gene Ontology annotation, biological process: L-lysine biosynthetic process.